AUGUUACGAACGAGACAGCUAGCCGUGACUCGGCGAUUCAACUGUUGCCUUCCGCGGUGCAAAAUUACGAUUGAGCACGAUGACGACAAGACAUACCAGGAAAUUCCACGAUCUAGCAGUCUGGGAACCGAGAAAUCGAGUUUGUUCUUUUCAUACCGAGCAGGCAGAGAGACGUUUGGCCAGCUGGUCAACGAGGUGCUUCAUGACAGAGACCCGCUUCAUAACCAUCGUGUGGUAACACCAGAGGAGGCUGUUGAGGGCGUUGAUCCAAAGUACAGAAAUACAGAAACUGGCGAACUCCUUGCUGCUGCCACUAGCAGGGAGGCAAGGCUUCAUCCGCAAACCUUGGCGGGUCGAGUGAACAGAAAGCGUGUGCAGUUACCCAGACUUAUUGCUGAUGCUAUAAACUACAACAUGAUGCUUUUGCAUGAGCCAAAACUACUGAAGGAUAAAGUUGCAGGCUACUACAAGAAACUUGAGGACACGAGUUUGCAUGCAAGAACAAACACAGAGGAGGAGGCGGAUGUCUACAUAGCGAGCUCGUUUCUUCAGAAUUAUGCUACAUGUUACCAAGUGUUGGACGAGCUCAAACGUCGUGUCGGGAAAGACUGGAGCCCAAAACGGGUACUCGAUUACGGAUAUGGGCCAGGUAUAGGAAUGGUGGCUUUGAACGAGGUGAUGGGCGAUGAUUUCAGCCCAGAGGUCAAGGAUGUCGUGGUCAAUGGAUCUUUCCACAUGGAAAGAAGAGCUAAAGUUUUAUUGAGUCGACAAGCUAACGAACAGCACCAAAGAGAACCCAGCCAGACUGAGGAAGCAACACAGGAGCGGGAGGAGGAUUCUGACUUCCUGGAGGAUGAUGAACCUAACCAGCCUGUGAUAGGUAGGGUGAAAACCAAGUUGCUGAAGAUCAAGUCUGUUAUUUUGGAGAAAUUGCGUCCAGAGAACGUGAAAUACGAUCUAAUUAUUGCUCAGAACCAGCUUUUGCGAGACGAGAAAAAUUUCCCGCUAGAGGUGGAUGAACUACUGGAUCCCCUGAUUAAAAGAUUGGCGCCAGGUGGCCAUCUCGUGCUUUUGGAGCGCGGAAACCCUCUGGGGGCAGAGGUGAUUGCUCGAGCACGGCAGGUGAUGCUGCGGCCUGAAAACCACGAAGACCGCACUUCGAAGGUCCCAAGACUAUAUAAGAAUAGCGAUCCGGAAUUGCUACAACAUUACGACAUCCAGGAAGCUGCGUCGGUCGACCCGAUAAAUUUAAAAAUCGUCGCUCCGUGCCCCCACCACGGCAAGUGCCCGUUGCAGUUCUUCAAGCCCGAAUACUACAAAUACGGCAAGGUGGGAAGACAGCUCAAGUUCUGCAACUACACGAUUGAUGUCGAACGGCCGAGAUAUGUCAUGGAGCUGAAAAGGGGGGCUAAACUUGCUGCGGCGUGGCACGACAACCCGACCAAAAAGUUCAUGUCGUACGCUGGAACCGGGCGUCCGAACGGCAAAGAUUUCGAAACGGCAAGCUAUUCGUAUUUGAUUGUGCAACGUUCUGCGGAGUCAAACGAAGAACUAGAAGAACUGAGGAAGCAGGAAGUUGGUGGCAGAUCCGUUGGAUACGUUCCUCAAACUCCCGAGGAGCUGCCUCGUGUGCUAGCGCCGCCAACUAAGCGUCGAGGACUAGUUGUUGCAGAUAUGUGCGCCCCUUCUGGUCACGUUGAAAAAUGGUACAUUUCAAAGAGCGUUGGCGACCAGGAAUACCACGAUGCGCGUAAAAUGGGAAUGGGAGAUCUGUGGGCUUUAGGAGCAAAGUCAAGAGUCCAAUCGACGAAGGAGAAUGAGUUCUAUUUCCAAAAGUUGAAAAAGAGAGAGGAAGAGAUACGAAAGCAACGCAAACGCGAUGCCAAGCUGCGCAAAAAGAAAAUGAAAGAGGAAUAUCGAAAAGCAAUUUAUAGUGAGCCGAAAACGUUUGGAGAAAGCCUGAGAAUGGCAGCACAGCUCGACUCAUUCAGAAUGCUUAAUUCCAGAAAGGAAAAAGAUCGGCUUCAGGCUGACAUUGACCGCGACCAGCUGGCUUGA
This is a messenger RNA of Ogataea polymorpha, 2058 nucleotides long. RefSeq lists its product as uncharacterized. The transcript is spliced from 2 exons. Gene Ontology annotation, biological process: translation. Gene Ontology annotation, molecular function: structural constituent of ribosome; methyltransferase activity. Lineage: Eukaryota; Fungi; Ascomycota; Pichiomycetes; Pichiales; Pichiaceae. The coding region runs from base 1 to 2058 and encodes 685 amino acids. Gene Ontology annotation, cellular component: mitochondrial small ribosomal subunit. The record is from RefSeq and is a predicted model, not a curated record.